AUGGCUCUCACUUCUUCUCUCCUCCCCCUCCUCCCCCUCCUCCUCCUAACGCUCUCCUCCUCCGCCGUCGCCGGAAAAUGCAAUAAAGACGACAAGGAGGCCCUCGUCGCGAUCACGCCCCUCAUUCGCUUCCCGACUACCAAUUCGCGUUUGCGGGUGGACGAAACGACUCGCUUGCUGCCGACUGGUACGGCGUUCGACUGCGACGGCCUUUCACUCUCCGUCUGUGGUCUGGCCUCAGCCGUGUUCGCUGAUGACGCACUCACACGGCACCCUCCCGCUCCGCAAUCGGCCGACCUCCCCUUCUCCCAAACCCUCGUCUAUCACAAGCUCCCCAGGCCAUCGUCAGGCCGGCAUCCCCGCCUCUUUUCACAAAGCGUCAAGAAGCUCUCACCUCCUCUUCCUCAGCUGGAAACUCUCUCUUCGGCCGGUUCCGUCCUUCCCUCCCAAAUCCAAUCUCUCACCGACCUUGCUGACCUCUCCUUCAACAAGAUUAACGCGGUGGGUGGGCUCGUGCUGUUCAACGUGAGCUACAACAGGCUGUGUGGGGAAAUACCCAGUGGGAGCGUGACGGCGAAGUUCGAUGAGUUCUCUUACCUGCAUAACAAGUGCUUGUGUGGAGCUCCCUUGCCCGCGUGCAAGUCAGACUGA
This is a messenger RNA of Asparagus officinalis (garden asparagus), 651 nucleotides long. RefSeq lists its product as uncharacterized. Lineage: Eukaryota; Viridiplantae; Streptophyta; Magnoliopsida; Asparagales; Asparagaceae. The transcript is spliced from 2 exons. The record is from RefSeq and is a predicted model, not a curated record. The coding region runs from base 1 to 651 and encodes 216 amino acids.